This is a messenger RNA of Pocillopora verrucosa, 2230 nucleotides long. The record is from RefSeq and is a predicted model, not a curated record. Lineage: Eukaryota; Metazoa; Cnidaria; Anthozoa; Scleractinia; Pocilloporidae.
AUGACCACAUUUGAGAGAGAGAGAUAUGCGGAAAUCGAGACUUCCCUGUUCAAAGGACAUGCGCAUUAUUUUGGAUUGUUUGCUUAUCCUGUUGUUGAUGAAACGCUGCUAAACAUUGCUAAUAGACAUUUGAUGAGAUGGACAACUAGUCGCCGCGUUUUAAUUGAUAGUGAUGAGGAGGAUUCAGGAGGAUGUGAAUUAAGUAAUCGUUGUCCUUUUAAACUCUUUUUGGUGCAAUGUAACAUCGCUCUUGCAAGGUUAUUAUUGUGCGAAGACUUUCAAGAGGUUCCUCAGUUGAAGUCGCGCCGUGACCGAGGCUGGCGAGAAUUUCCUUGCGACGCAGCAGAUGGAGUUGUAAGCCCUGAUAUUCCAUCAUUUAGAGAAGACAGUAACAAGUGGGACAGCAACGAAGAAUUAGACGGACCAGGUAAAAUUUCUGGUCAAGAAAGGCGUAGAGGCAAGAAUUAUGAUCACCUUGAAAACGCGCCCCAAAAGGAUAAGAACAAAGGAAUCAGCAUCUCACAGAAGAUACAGCAAACACCAAAUGAAGUCAGUGGUGGACGGAAUGACACUCUUAAAGCCUCUUUUCAGGGAGGAUACGUGGUUGCAGACAGCCGUGAAAACCCCGAUGUUCUUACUACAAACGGGGCUUGCGGCUUUGACAAAGAUUGGAAUACCCAAGCUGUUGCCCUUCCAAAAACACCAGGAGAUUCCCAAGGGAUUAAUUCGAAAACAAAAACAUAUCUUGGUUUGAAAGGUGGACGCCGAAGCGAUCUUCCGUCAGGGCACAGCUCACAAAGGGAUCCAAGUGGGGAUGACUUUGGCACAAAUCACAUCGGAAUAGAUCCCAGUUUCCUCACAUGUCAUUCUUAUGAGUGCAAUGCAUCUGAUGAGCGCUGGGAUUCUUGUGAUCCAUUUGAAGAUUCAGAAGUGCUUGCAGGUUCCUACUCCGAGUAUAACAGAUCUAGGUGUAUGACUGAAGUGUACCACCCUACUUCUCUAAGUUCAACGAAAUUUCCUAAAUGUCGUGAUUUUACAAAAACUGUUCCAGCGAAGACCUUAGGACUACCUCAAUUUUCAAAUUUCCUUGAAGAUGGAUGUAAAGCAAAUCUCCCGUUGACAAAUAUCUUCCCAGAUGGACAUGUACUCGCCGAAAGGCCGACGUUCUCAUCGCAGUUUGAAAGAAAAGAUGACGCUCCGGGAUUUCUUCCGGACGGGGAAAGUGCAGGAGCUGGUCAUGGUCUGUUAAACAGUAAUUCAAACACAUCUUCUGACGAAUCAUUGGCCGUACUCGAGCAACGUGUGGCUGAAGCUUGCUCUCUUGUCGAGAAAACGUUGAAAGAAAGACAAGAAAGAGAGAAAUCGAUGAAAGAAACGGAGCAAAAAAGAAAAGAUAAGUGGGCAAGGAAACAACAACUCGCACGUGAAAGAAAAGAAAGGGAAGCGAGGGAAGCAAGAGAAGCGGAACUCAGAAAUGAAAGAGUAGAGGGGAACUCCACGAGCGGUGGACAAGAAACACCUUUGCAAGACUCGGCAAGUGCUGGGGUUCGACAAUGGCUGUGUGAACAUUAUCAGCGGCUCUGCCGUGUCAAGUUCUCGUGCUGCGGAAAGUUCUUUCCUUGUCAUCGUUGUCAUAACAACUCUGGGUGUCCAAAUGAUAAUUCCAAAGCAAGAGAGGCGUGCUCUGUUGAGUGCUCUGUUUGUAGCCAUCAACAAGAGAUCAACCAGGACGCCCACACCUGUGUCAGAUGCAAAACAAGGUUCUCAGCAUAUUUCUGCUGGGUAUGUAAACACUUCACAGGGGAGGAUAAAGCUCCUUAUCACUGCGAAAAAUGUGGUAUCUGCCGUAUCUACAAGGACCGCUCCUUCCACUGUGAUGUGUGUAACGUCUGUCUGGACAAACGGCUGGAAGGAAAACAUUCCUGCCGAGCAAAUUCAGGACACGAUGAGUGUUGCAUCUGUUUGGAGGACGCUUUUAGCGGUUGUCAGAUCCUGCCAUGCUCACACAAGGUUCACCGCGAAUGUGCUAUUGCUAUGAUACAGAACGGCGUUCGCAGCUGUCCUAUUUGCCGCCAUCCUUUGUACAGUCAGACAGGAAUGAAUGAGUGAAUUACAACCUCGACUCCAGUGUUCAAAAUUCUAAGGCAAAAUUGUUCCCCAUUAAGAUGUUUUAGAUAGUGUUCUGAUUGACGUAUUCAUUCUUUAUUGUAGCCGUGAAUUUAAUCUUUUA